This is a messenger RNA of Caenorhabditis auriculariae, 1965 nucleotides long. NCBI's taxonomy places the organism in Eukaryota, Metazoa, Nematoda, Chromadorea, Rhabditida, Rhabditidae. The record is from the annotation of a GenBank genome assembly.
AUGCUAUAUUCGCUGGUGCGAAUUUAUCCCCUCGGCUGCUUUAUUUGGUCUACCGUAUCUGCCCUCAAUCAUACGGUGGUGAAUGUGACUGAAUCUUCCACUUCGAGUGUCGAAACUACGGAUUCAACAAUGACAUUAUCAACGGAAAGGUUAAUGGGAAAAUACUGGAAAGUUUCAAAAUUCACCAAUUAAGCUCGAAAAGGACCACGACUACUGCGAGAGAAAGAUCAACAACUGAAUAUGAAACAGAGGAACUGACGAGAUACAGCAUGAAAUCCACGAACAACGCCGAUUCUGAUGAGAUCACUCAGCACCUGGCCGAGUAAGUUUGUGCCUCCCGACUUGAAACGGUUUCCGCGCGAACCGCUAGCUUUUCGAGAUGACCUCUUCUUUCACACGCGUUAACUGUGAAGGAACUAUGAAGGCUGUUCAUCAAAAAUGAAACUGUCUGGUUUCUCUGCGCUCUCUUCUUUUUUUAAUGCCUAUUUCACAUCCCUAGUAUCUCGACAGUGAGAGAAAAGAGAGCGCAGACAGGUCAGACUGUUCAGAAUUACAAAGGCUAUUGAAGCAGUGAGCGUGCUUGGAGGCGUAACAUUUGAAGAGCCGACGUUUUUAAAGUUCGUACUUUUUCAGUUCCUACAUCCUUGAUGGCUAUAAAGUCGAAUUUCCAAAAGGUGAUAUUAUGAAAAUAAUCGGUGGGUUUUACUUCUUGAUCGUUUGGAAUGACUCAAUGCGUCGCGGUUGUUUGAAUCCUUGUAGUUGGCGCUCAUCCAAGAAAUGCAACCGACCUCUUCGAACUUGCGCCGCUUGAUUUCGUUGGCUGCGCAAGUCGUUUCAUGGUCGGGCGCAUCUCAAGGCCGACCGCGACGCUUUCAGCCAUUCCAAAUGCCGCUUCACACUUUAUUUUGAAUCAAUCUAAUUUAAGACCAUUGCGAAACGAAUAAACCAUGCGAUCACGGAAGUUGCGUUCUGACCGAUCCGGGAACUCCUAUCCAAUGGGUUUUUUAAAAUUUUUUGGUAACGAUUCUAAAAAAUUUUUCAGUUCAUUUGCGAGUGCAAAUACGGUUACCUCGGGAAAACGUGUGAUAAGAGUGAGUUUUGAGAAAAAUGACUGCAUUUGGAAUGGCUGCAGGCGUGGCGGUCGCGACGCGUUUCUCGAAGACUUAAUUUUAAAAAUAACUCGGACAUUGGUAACUCGAAACGGACGUGUUCCGGACGUUUCUGGGCGAUUCAAGGGAUCACUUAAGAGUGCUGAGGCCACUGAAGUGGUCAUAGAAAAGCCCCGACACGUCCGAUUUGCGUUACUAAUUUCCGAGAAUGGAUUUUGAGUCACGACCGCUUCGCAACCGCAACGCAUCGAGCCGUUCCAUUUCAAAAAACAGAAAAGUGAAAAAAAAAGAUUAUUUUCAGAAAUUCCAACGAAAUGGAAAUACUCCGUUCUGCUAACCAUUGUUCUGCUGAUUGUCUUGGGACUCACUGCGUUUUCCUUUCUCACUUUUAAGUUGGUGUUUUUGCCCUAUUGAGAAUGAACUGAGAGGCCACUUGAGUGGUUUGCGGUGGAAGAGUUCUCCUUGGAGUGGUCACUUUAGCUAUUUCAAGUUUUUCAUCGAAUGAUUUUUUGACUAGCUGCUUUUUUCAGAAAUUAUUUAAUUUUUCAAAAACGUCGUAUGGUUGAUUUUCAUGGAAAAGAGUUCUAUGCGCUCCACGGCUAAACUUGAGAAAAUCAGUUUUCCAGCCUAUUUUUCAAAUUCAUUUUGAUUCAACUCAAGUUUUAAGUUUCAAACUUUCUUUUCCACAGAUUUCAAGACAGAAAAUAUUUUUAAAACUGAAUAUUCCAGUUCGAGAAGGUACUACGAGAGCAACCAGCCGCGUCGGAGGUUCGUCGACGUCCUCGGGAUCAAUUCCCGCGCAACCCCACGAGUGCCGCCGAACCCUAACACAGCUACUACUAGCAUUCGAUUAUGA